Leptonychotes weddellii (Weddell seal) is the source of this 2654-nucleotide messenger RNA. The record is from RefSeq and is a predicted model, not a curated record. Lineage: Eukaryota; Metazoa; Chordata; Mammalia; Carnivora; Phocidae.
GGGAAAACUGUGGCUGCCAUCAUCCAGGACAUGCAUUCCCAGAGGGAGAGGGACAUGUUCCGGGAAGCAGACAGAUAUGGCCCAGAAAGGCCACGGUCUCGCAGUCCGAUGAGCCGGUCACUAUCCCCGAGGUCCCACACUCCGAGCUUCACCUCCUGCAGCUCUUCCCACAGCCCUCUGGGCCCCACCCGGGCCGACUGGGGCAACAGCCGGGACUCGUGGGAGCACUCACCCUAUGCCAGGAGGGAGGAAGAGCGAGACCCGGGCCCCUGGAGGGAGAACGGGGAGGACAAGAGGGACAGGGCAGACACGUGGCCACACGAUCGCAAACACUACUCCUGGCAACUGGAAAAAGCCGAGUUAGAGGAGCGGCUCGAAGGAAGGAUGAGCCACCGAGAAAAGCACCUGAGGCCUGGGUCCCCCACCCUGCUCCACUCUGCAUCGGGCUACAAAAGCCGAGAAGACGGCUACUACCGGAAGGAGCCCAAAGGCAAAUCGGACAAGUAUGGAAAGCAGCAGCAGGAUGCUCCUGGGAGGUCCAGGAGGAAAGAGGAGGCCAGACUGCGGGACAGCAGACACCCCCACCCCGAGGACUCAGGCAAGGAAGACGGGCUGGAGCCGAAGGUCACUAGCGUCUCUGAGAGCACCAAGUCUAAGCAGAGUGAGAAAAACAGAACCAAGAGACCCGACAGAGACCAAGGAGGAGCUGAUGACAGAAAAGAAAGGAUGGCGGGGAACGAGGCUGGAAAAGAAGAGCAGGAGGGCAUGGAAGAAAGCACCUCAUCAGCGACCAGGCAGGAGAAAGAAACAGAGUCCUCAGAUGCAGAAGACACAAGGACAAAGAAGGAGCAAGAGUGGGAGAGUGGAAGUGAGGCCGAAGGGGAGAGCUGGUACCCCACCAACAUGGAGGAGCUUGUUACGGUGGACGAGGUUGGUGAGGAGGAAGAUUUUAUUAUGGAACCAGACAUCCCAGAACUGGAAGAAAUUGUGCCCAUUGACCAGAAGGGCAAAAUCUGCCCAGAAAUAUGUCCCUGUGUGAUGACCACCUUAGACCUGGACGUAGCCAAGGAUUUCACCAACGAGGGAGUGAAGCCCGUAGGGAACGGGGCCACGGAAAUCAGCCUCAAGACACCCAAAGACCUGCCUUUUGCCCCCACGAGCUGUCCCAGUGACAUGGACGUGGAAAUGCCUGGCCUAAAUCUGGACACUGAGCGGAAGCCAGCUGAACGUAAGACAGGCCGCUCACUGGAGGGUUCAGAUUGCUACGAGGAGCGGGCAGAGGGAGGGGAGCGUCCCGAUGUGCGUCUGGUCCCUCCACUCCAGCAAAUGUCUUCCCCCGAGCCAGCAGAGGAGGGGGCCCGGCAGCCUAGCCCACCUCUCGAUGACUGCAAGGCCAGGGGGACCCCUGAAGACGGGGCUUGUGAAGGCAGCCCCCUGGAGGGGAAAGCCAGCCCUCGCACCGACACCAGCCUCCAAAGCCAGGCUUGCCAAGGAGUGUCGACCCAGGACAACCCCAAGUACGUGGAAAUGAAAUCUCUGGACGUGAGGUCACCGGAAUACACCGAAGUGGAGCUGAAACAGCCCCUCUCUUUGCCUUCCUGGGAACCAGAGGAUGUGUUCAGUGAACUUAGCAUUCCUCUAGGGGUGGAGUUCGUGGUGCCCAGGACUGGGUUUUACUGCAAGCUGUGCGGGCUGUUCUACACGAGCGAGGAGAUGGCGAAGAUAAGCCACUGUCGCAGUGCUGUCCACUACAGGAACUUACAGAAGUAUUUGUCCCAGCUGGCCGAGGAGGGCCUGAAGGAGACCGAGGGGGCCGGCAGCCCCAGGCCUGAGGAGGGCAGAAUCGUGCUGCACUUUGAGAGGAAGAAGCCUUGACGCUGCCGGAACCGAGGUGGGGCCUUCCCGACCUCGGUGACGGAAGCUAAAGCCAGAGAGGAAGGAAAACCAGGCCAGCCAUGUUGCCUCGGCUCGUCCUCGGAGACUUGUGAAAAUGCCCUUGAAGUGUCUCCGCAGUGAAGCUGUCACCUGAUGUGUCCAGCAGCUGAGGGUCACCCUCUCUCCCCCCACCUCCCUGAUUCUUGUUUCCUUCAAUUUGCUUCUCUCUUCUUCCCCCUCCCUCCCUCUCUCUCACCUUCUGUGCCAAGGGUCAUUUAUUUUUCAUAAAAUCCAACUUCUCAGGGAUUUUCACAGUGUUCAAAUUCUUGAUGGGACAGGACAGGUCAGGCCAAGGAAGAGCUGUCACGGAAACUCCCGGGUCAAGACCCACUUUGGGGGGCCUGGAGCGUUUUCUGUGCCUGGCGUCCUGAGCCGGGGGAGUUGUCGGGUCGUGCAGGCCUGGAGGGGGUACCCCCUAGACCAGCAGUUGGCAGAAGCUGGGAGUUCCUCCAGCGGGACCAUCUUUUUGAAAAGCCCCCGUUUUUAAUAACUCUUUCAACCUCUCAGUUCCUCUAGAAGUCCACCAGAUUCAUGCCUUAACAUAAAAGCAAUGACUUUCACCGAGGAGGAAACGAGCUCUUCAUUUUGGAAGCUCUAUUAAGUCCUCCCCGCCCCCCAAACUUAUUUCCAUCCUCAGGAUUUCAGGAGGUGCCAAGCUUUGUUCUGUCCUGGACAAUGAAUUUGGUAUAGAUUCACUUCAAUUAAAAAUGAAAACAGUA